AAUUUUGUAAUAUUUAAUAAAAAGUUUGAGAAGGUAUAACCCUAAAAUACCCUAGAACAUUUUGGAGUUCUGGUCAGAGAGCCGCCGCACACUAUUUCUUCCUCUUCCUCUCCACUUCUCGCCUGAUCUAUCUUUCGAUUCUUCAUUGUCCACAAGGAUAACUAUUUGUUUUCUUCAAAUCAAAAGCCGGAGUAACAAUUCCAAUUCAAAUGGAGGACUGGGAGGAUGAGCAUAUUCCGCCUGCUAUUACUACGGAGCCACUUAGUAGUAAAUGGGCUGAUGAAGAUGUGGAUGAAAAUGAUGUCAAGGAUUCAUGGGAGGAUGAAGAUGAAUCUCAACCUGCUCCUGAACCUGCAAGAAAUCCUCCUGCUGAUAAAGCACCUAAGAAAUCAUCAGCAAAGGCUGCAGAUAAGAAAGUUAAAGCCGUUGAGACAAAGGAAGAACCACUAGAUCCUGUAGCUGAGAAACUUCGCCAACAGAGGCUUGUGGAGGAAGCAGAUUAUAAGUCCACGAAGGAACUGUUUGCUAAGAGAGGCGAUGACAAAACUCUUGAUAAUUUUAUUCCCAAAUCUGAAAGUGACUUUCAGGAAUAUGCAGAACUAAUUUCUCAUAAACUAUUACCAUUUGAGAAAAGUUUUCAUUAUAUUAAUCUGCUUAAGGCAGUUAUGAGACUGGCGACGACUUCAUUGAAAGCGGCAGAUGCUAAAGAUGUUGCAUCUUCUAUCACAGCAAUUGCAAAUGAGAAGCUAAAAUUGGAAAAGGAGGCCAAUGCUGGUAAAAAGAAGACAGGUGCGAAGAAAAAGCAACUCCUUGUUGAUAAACCGGAUGAUGACCUGGUUACCACUGCAUAUGAUGAUGUUGAUGAUUAUGAUUUUAUGUGAGUGCAUUUUUCCAGCAAACGAUGGAAGCAACGAAGAUGUUUGAAUUUCAACACUACAAAUAGAGGAGAGUUUGAGAAGACAGACAUGAUGAGUGGUAUUGAUAUGUUAGGAAAUUUGAUUAUGCUUAAAAAGGAGGGGUGUAUUUUGAGAAAAUAAAGAGUCCCAGAUGCCUUUUGUAUCUAAUGGUCAAUUUUGUUAUUUGUGUUGGGUCGUGAUUGAUAUGUUCAUUCUUGUGCAAAAUAUUUAUCUCUUCACCCCCUCUCAGGCAGGACCAAUUGAUAUGUGAUUAUGCUUUUUCAUUGAAACUUGGUAAAUCCAGUCACAGAACGCGUUGGGGACAGCCUAUUAGAAUAUUUUUUUUAAUUUCUCAUGAAACGGAUCUUCGACUGCAAAUUAAUCUUUCAGUGGGGUCCCCAUUAUGCCA
Humulus lupulus (European hop) is the source of this 1305-nucleotide messenger RNA. RefSeq lists its product as uncharacterized. The record is from RefSeq and is a predicted model, not a curated record. The transcript has 7 exons. Gene Ontology annotation, molecular function: translation initiation factor activity. Lineage: Eukaryota; Viridiplantae; Streptophyta; Magnoliopsida; Rosales; Cannabaceae. Gene Ontology annotation, cellular component: eukaryotic translation initiation factor 3 complex; cytoplasm. The coding region runs from base 210 to 881 and encodes 223 amino acids.